Molecule: messenger RNA, 1224 nt
Organism: Neofelis nebulosa (Clouded leopard)
Lineage: Eukaryota; Metazoa; Chordata; Mammalia; Carnivora; Felidae
Product: poly [ADP-ribose] polymerase tankyrase-1-like
Exons: 4
Coding region: 1-1194 (397 amino acids)
Molecular function (GO): protein binding
Source: RefSeq, a predicted model, not a curated record
AUGGAGGGGCUGUGGCGCGGGUCCCCCGUGACGCCAGUGUCAACUCACCCAUCUCUAGCCUGGUCUCAGCAGCGGAGGCAACAGAGGCGGUGGCGGCGGCGGCGGCGGCGUUGGCUCCGCGGCCCCCGGAGCCCCAGGCUGGGAGAUGCUGGCUUCCGCCGCAGUCUCUCGUCCCAUCCCGGGAUCCGGUGGCGGCUGCAGCGGGCUCCAGGCUUCGCGGGCGUCGCGGCCCCGGCCCGGCCCCUAUCCCCGCCUCACGCCCCACCUCCACCCCUUCCCGCGGUGCAGGCACGGCCGCCUGGCUGCACCCUGGGCUGCGGCGCGGGGAAGGGGCCCCUCGGGAGGCGCGCGUGGGGCGAGAAGGGUGCCGAGGCGAGACCCGAGCGUGGCGAGCAGAGGUGCUGGCUCCCGCUGGGUUCCGCGGCUUUGGACCCCGCCUCACCCCCCACCGGAGCCCCCUCCUCUCUGUUCGCUGCGCGGCGCUGGGCCUGGGGGGGGGUGGCAGCUACCAAAAGGCGGAUCCUCAUUGCUGGGGUGUUGUGGCCAGGCGGGUUUGGCCUGUCUCCGGCGCUAGUGUUGGGCUCGGGGGGUAGUGGAAAGGGAGGGCGGGGUGAAGUCUCUGUGGAGCCCGCAGGCUUCACAAUGAAGAGGAAUUGGGGGUUCGGGAGGGAGAAGGGCAUGUCGCCCUUGGGCUCCGCUUCUGGCUUGCAGAGGCAGGGCAGGGGCGUUGGGCAGAAGAACAAUGGAAUUGACAACUUGCUGCUGGGUUACCAUGUCCAAGACAGAGAUCUCAGAAAGAUCCACAAGGCUGCCUGUGUGGGCAACGCAGCGCAAGUGCAGCAGAUUCUGUUCUUCGCGGAAAAUGGCGUGGAUGAUAGAGACAAAAUGAACAGGACUGCUCUCCAUUUGGCCUGUGCCAAUGGCCAUCCAGAAGUGGUGAGCCUCCUAGUAGAGAGGAAAUGUCAUCUUAACCUCUGUGAUCAUGAAAACAGGACAGCUCUCAUGAAGGCCGUACAGUGCCAGGAAGAGAAAUGUGUAAACAUACUAUUGGAAAAUGGUGCCGAUCCAAAUAUUAGGGAUGUGAGUGGCAACACUGCUCUCCACUAUGCGGCCUUUGGUGAUAAUAUAUCCAUAAUAGAGAAGCUGCUGCUAUACAAUGCGAAUACUGAAGCAAGAAAUAAGGUAAAGAACUAAUUUAUACAUUAUUUGAAAUUUUAUAUAUAC